Messenger RNA from Arctia plantaginis, 285 nucleotides. Lineage: Eukaryota; Metazoa; Arthropoda; Insecta; Lepidoptera; Erebidae. The record is from the annotation of a GenBank genome assembly.
AUGGCUGCAAAGCGUACCACAAAGAGAGCAGUAGCCAGAGCCAGAAGUGACCACUUACAACCUCUCUAUGAGAAGUUGGAGUCCUCUGAGAGGCAGAAGCUUAUCUAUAAGUUGGCGCGCUCCAGGAUUGAAGUGGCACAGGAUAUUUCCAAGGCCGCUGUGAGAAAGAUCUUGGGGGCGACCUCAUACUUCAACGAGCUGUUAAACAAACAGCGUAAAGAGGUGCAGCCACCGGACCUUCCUCCAAACCAAGGACUAGUGCCCCCGGUAACGACCAAUCGAUGA